This is a messenger RNA of Chinchilla lanigera (long-tailed chinchilla), 1288 nucleotides long. RefSeq names its product methyl-CpG binding domain protein 3 (gene Mbd3). NCBI's taxonomy places the organism in Eukaryota, Metazoa, Chordata, Mammalia, Rodentia, Chinchillidae. The record is from RefSeq and is a predicted model, not a curated record. Gene Ontology annotation, molecular function: DNA binding.
CCCCAGCGGGAAGAAGUUCCGCAGCAAGCCCCAGCUGGCGCGCUACCUGGGCGGCUCCAUGGACCUGAGCACCUUCGACUUCCGCACGGGCAAGAUGCUGAUGAGCAAGAUGAACAAGAGCCGCCAGCGCGUGCGCUACGACUCCUCCAACCAGGUCAAGGGCAAGCCUGACCUCAACACGGCGCUCCCUGUGCGGCAGACGGCGUCCAUCUUCAAGCAGCCGGUCACCAAGAUCACCAACCACCCGAGCAAUAAGGUCAAGAGCGACCCGCAGAAGGCGGUGGACCAGCCACGGCAGCUCUUCUGGGAGAAGAAGCUAAGCGGGCUGAGCGCCUUCGACAUUGCGGAGGAGCUGGUCAGGACCAUGGACCUGCCCAAGGGGCUGCAGGGCGUGGGUCCCGGCUGCACCGAUGAGACCUUGCUGUCCGCCAUCGCCAGCGCCCUGCAUACCAGCACCAUGCCCAUCACAGGACAGCUCUCAGCCGCUGUGGAGAAGAACCCUGGCGUGUGGCUGAACACCACGCAGCCCCUGUGCAAGGCCUUCAUGGUGACCGACGAGGACAUCAGGAAGCAAGAGGAGCUGGUCCAGCAGGUACGGAAGCGGCUGGAGGAGGCGCUGAUGGCUGACAUGCUGGCCCACGUGGAGGAGCUGGCCCGCGACGAGGCACCGCUGGACAAGGCCUGUGGGGAUGAGGAUGAUGAAGAUGACGACGAAGACGAGGAGGAGGAGCCCGAGCCAGACCCAGACCUGGAGCGCGUCUAGAGCAGGUAUCCUGCCCAGAGCCCUGCUCCGGGCACCUGCCCCCCGCUCUGCCUGCUGUGCCUGGCCCAGCCGGGAGGACUCAGCUGGAGCUUGCCCUUCUAGGUGCCCCUCCUCGGGCUCGGGUGUGGCAGAAGUCUCCGACCCAUGGACCUGGGCAUGGAGCGUGGCCAACUCAGCCCGUGGGGCAAGAGGCCUCUCCACAUGGGACUCAGCGCUGCUGCUCCUUGGCUGUGAGGCGGGACAGCGCCAGCGGGCUCGCCCGUUACCCUGCACCGCGAGGCCUGCAGCUCCGUGUUUCCAUGAGUUGGAGAACAUUGUGGAAACAGUCCAACCCCAGCCCUGCGGUGAGGAACAUGGUCCUGAGCCAGCAGGCCUGCCCUUUGGGACACCAUGGCCACGAGCCUGCAGCCCUCCAGUGGGCAGAGUUGGUGACCCUCAGAAGGGCACCUGGGCAGUGGCCCCAGGAGGCUGAUUUCUUUCAAUAAAUGGAUGACAUGAAAUGUGGCCAGCCUUGGCGUGACUGAC